AAUAAAGCAAAAACUACAGCCCGAUGUACCAACGGAUAUAAUACCCAGUGCCGGAAAGAAAGGAGGCAAGAACAAGAAACGACAGGUUACAAAUUCAGAUGAGCUUAUUAACCCUGGCAUUCAGGAAUCCAAUAGUGUGAAUAUUGAUGUACAAAUCAGUGCCUUAGAAGUUGGUGGCUCCUCGAUACCUUGUAAUUCUCGUAUCACUAUCGAUAAUAUCAUUAUGUCACGAAUUUUAGCACCAAUUUCCCAAUUUACAAACUCUUCGA
Messenger RNA from Racocetra persica, 269 nucleotides. The record is from the annotation of a GenBank genome assembly. NCBI's taxonomy places the organism in Eukaryota, Fungi, Glomeromycota, Glomeromycetes, Diversisporales, Gigasporaceae.